AUGUUUGCUACUCGCCGUCUUCUACUAUCGACAAGGAUAACCUUCUUUACUCGCGAAACAUGCGGUCUCUGCAACCAAGCGAAGCAUGUCUUGUCUGAUGUAUGGGAUAAGAAGCCAUUUGCCUACACAGAAGUCAACGUCGAUCUGCCAAAGCCAGAGUCCAAACAAUGGAGAGACAUCUACGACUUUGACGUUCCUGUGAUACACAUCAGCAAAGCCACAGCACCUGAGGAAGACCCCUCCAAGGUUGGCAAAGCUAUCAAGCUGAUGCACAGGUUCACCGUUGAACAAGUCGAAGCUCAAAUAGAUAAAGUAGAGAAAGACUGA
Molecule: messenger RNA, 327 nt
Organism: Fusarium sp. VM40
Lineage: Eukaryota; Fungi; Ascomycota; Sordariomycetes; Hypocreales; Nectriaceae
Source: the annotation of a GenBank genome assembly